Molecule: messenger RNA, 391 nt
Organism: Nicotiana tabacum (common tobacco)
Lineage: Eukaryota; Viridiplantae; Streptophyta; Magnoliopsida; Solanales; Solanaceae
Source: RefSeq, a predicted model, not a curated record
AUGCAGAUGUGGAUUUCAAAGGCCGAGUACGAUGAAUCUGGUCCUGCAAUUGUUCACAGGAAAUGCUUCUAAGGUUGAGAUAGUUGUGGAUAUAUUUCUCAGAGGUUUUGCAAUAGUGUGGAAUGUGGAUUUGCUUGCAGUUUUGAACUCUAUAUACAUGAGAAGUGACCUUGUUCCAGUUUACGUGCUAUGUAAUGAUAGACUUGGUGUCAUUGUGCUUUAUAUUCCUCUAGGUGAGAGAGAGCUUUCAAGAUGUUAUGUCCAUAUGAUGGUAAUGAAGAGUGAGAGAUUGGAUUUAUAUGUAGCUUUUGAUAUGUUUUUUUAUGAAAGGUAUAUGUUCAAAAUGGACAUGGCACGAGGGCAGGGGAAGAUCUAAAUAGGGCGGGGCAUC